Molecule: messenger RNA, 1435 nt
Organism: Exaiptasia diaphana
Lineage: Eukaryota; Metazoa; Cnidaria; Anthozoa; Actiniaria; Aiptasiidae
Product: transmembrane emp24 domain-containing protein 4
Exons: 4
Coding region: 63-716 (217 amino acids)
Biological process (GO): intracellular protein transport; endoplasmic reticulum to Golgi vesicle-mediated transport; Golgi organization
Cellular component (GO): Golgi apparatus; endoplasmic reticulum; endoplasmic reticulum-Golgi intermediate compartment
Source: RefSeq, a predicted model, not a curated record
GUCGUGUCCUUUUGGAGUUUUAUACUUUCCGUUUUCACUGUAUUAUUCUUUMAAAACAAAAUAUGAAAACGUUACUAGCUGUAGCCCUAAUGGGCUGUGUAUUUAGUUGUACAUAUGGAUUAUAUUUUCACAUGGGAGAAACAGAGAAAAAGUGUUUUAUUGAAGAAAUCCCAGACGAAACSAUGGUUAUAGGAAAAUAUAAAACUCAAUUAUUUGAUGAAAACACCAAUGCAUUCCUGCCAUCCAGUCCUGGUAUUGGUAUGCAUGUAGAAGUCAAAGACCCAAAUCAAAAGGUUGUACUCUCCAAGUAUUAUUCGUCGGAAGGAAGAUUCACUUUUACUUCSCAUGCACCUGGUGAACAUGUUAUCUGUCUACAUUCAAACUCUACUCGCUGGUCCCUCUGGGCUGGUGGAAGACUGCGUAUCCAUCUGGAUAUACAAGUUGGAGAACAUGCUAACGACUACRCACAAAUAGCAGCCAAGGACAAAUUAACUGAACUACAGCUGAGAAUCAGACAACUUUUAGAUCAAGUAGAGCAGAUUAGCAAAGAACAAAACUACCAAAGGUUUCGGGAGGAGCGUUUCCGUCAAACAAGUGAAAGUACCAAUCAGAGGGUAUUGUGGUGGGCCAUGGCACAGACCUUUAUUCUUCUUGCUACAGGAUUCUGGCAAAUGAGACAUCUUAAAGGAUUCUUUGAAGCAAAGAARCUUGUGUAGAUGGAUUUGUGUAUUUAGUUAGCUGUUAUUUUGAUGUAUAAACCCCAAUAGAUUUCAUUUACUAGUGAUGAAAACAAACUGUUUGAUGAUGAAAGUUAUAAUUUACAGAAAUGAGAGUGUCUUCAGCAUUGCUCUCAGUAAAAUCUAUGGGGAGUUUAUACUAGUUUAAUAAAUACUUUGCACAAAGUACAUGUAAGUCAGUUGUGGGAUAACAGUUAUUGAUUUCUGGAGAGAGCAUUUUGAAAGGGAACACAGAGUCAUCAGCUGUCUCCUAUAUUCAAAAAGACAGGCAUUAUUAUUACUAUUACUACUACACAUAAAUAAUGAAAUGAUGCAGUCACUAUUCAGUGCAUUUCCAUUUCAUUUGUACAAAAACUCAACAACAAACUUAACUAAGGGCCAAAUAGGAUCAUGUAAUUGCUAUUGUUUAAGCUAACUUAUCUAGUAGGUAAUAUGCAUACAUUUAUACAGUGUAAGAGUUAAGAACAAAUUUAAAUUGAUGCAGUGAAUAUCUCUAUCUACUGUAAUCUUUAUAAAUAGGCCCAGAUAAAGGCAUUUUUAAACAAAUGGUUCUCACAAUGUUGAAAUCAUUACAACCAUUGCAUGUCAUACAAAUGAUUACUUUUUUAAAUUAUUGUCACUGAAAUACACUCUUAGUUGUCCAUUAAGAAUAAACACAGAGAGUACUAAAUUCAUUAAAAUGAAGUUUUUUUCUGUUA